UCCCGUCCAGUUCCAGGAGCUCUAGCUCUGGAGCGGUGGUGGGCGGAGUGGAUUCCACAGCGGAGCUGAGGCCACCAGAUCUGGCACGGAUCGGUGGACUGGAGCCACCGCCAAGGCGACUGGAGUGGCGAUUUUGGCAGCAGUGGCGACGAUCUACUCGACCUGGAAGAGCGAGACCGCUCGUAGCGACGCUGGGGAUUUUGCAUUGGAUCCGAACGAAUGGUGAAAGUUUCGACUCUUAGAAGCGAAGCCUGUGACUCACAACACGAGACGUUACAGGUUUGCCUUGGAUGACGAUGCGCAACGUUGCUUCGUGCCUCUUGACAAAGGCUGCUAUGGGUACAAAAAAGGAUGGGAAGCCAAAUGUGAUCAUCAGACCAUAUACGCCCAUAAGUGAUCCGUACGUUCGUGGUCACUUUGAUUUACUUGUCAAGACUUACCCGCAAGAAAAAAUGAGCAAAUAUUUUGCCGCUCUUCGGCCCGGAGACACUUUGGAAAUGAAAAGCAAGCUCCCAUACAGCGCCAACAUGAAAGCACGUACUGGGAUGAUUGCAGGAGGUACCGGGAUCACACCGAUGUUUCAAGUGCUUAACGAGAUCUUAAAAAAUCCAGAAGAUAAAACACAGGUCUCGUUGAUCUAUGCCAACUUGACCCCGGACGACAUUCUACUCAAGAACGAGCUCGACAAACUCGCUGAAAAGCAUCCAAACUUCAAGGUUUUCUAUGUUGUCGAUAAGCCAACGCGUUACUGGGGAGGAGGAUCCGGCUUCAUCACGAAAGACAUCCUGGUGAAGGGACUACCACCUCCUUCGGACGGCAAUCUCAUCAUGGUGUGCGGGCCUCCAGGCCUCAUGAACCACAUCUCCGGCGAUAAAGCACCAGACAAAUCACAAGGACAAUUGACAGGUCUCUUGAAGAGCAUGGGUUACACCGAAGACCAAGUGUACAAGUUCUAGGCAUUCUUGGACAAGAACAACACAAUACAAUACAAAGCUCUUUAAAGUCA
Molecule: messenger RNA, 1006 nt
Organism: Selaginella moellendorffii
Lineage: Eukaryota; Viridiplantae; Streptophyta; Lycopodiopsida; Selaginellales; Selaginellaceae
Product: NADH-cytochrome b5 reductase-like protein
Exons: 15
Coding region: 291-956 (221 amino acids)
Molecular function (GO): cytochrome-b5 reductase activity, acting on NAD(P)H
Source: RefSeq, a predicted model, not a curated record